AUGAUUUCUGAUGAAGAUUCACCUUUCUUAAUUGAAAACUUAAGAAGUAUAUUGCAAUACGGAAAUAAAGAGGUCCAAGAUAGAAGGAAGAGGUAUGUUCACAAUGUCUUUGAUUUAACGCUUAAUAAUUUGCAGUUAAAAGAGGAUUCAAGGAGAAGGGAAAUAAGGAGAGACAUACGUGAUAUAAGUUUCCAUGAUGUGCCAAAACCCAUACAAAAUAAUGAAUGCCAUUUGGAAAGAGGAUCAUCAUCACCACUUUCAAACCGAUUCCCAUCUGAUGUGACUAUCACUACGAAUGCAUUUGAAAGAUUUAUUAAGCAUAGUUUUUUACCUAAGGAAAAAUAUGAUGCAAAAAAUUUUUAUUCUCGCGAAUAUUUUAAGAGCUCUCCAGAAUUUACAUGGGACGAAGAUAGCAGUUCCUUCAAAGAAAAUAUUAAGAGAAAACUUUUUAAUGACCUAAUCGAUUAUUACAACCAACUAAAGUUGCUACAUUUUGAUGAAUGUCUCAAUUAUGGCAAUUUUGUAAAUUCUCAUGAGCGGAUUGAAACUUGUACAGGAAAAAAGGCUCAAAUUUUCCACCUUAUAAAUGUUAAUAAACAUGUUCUUAGGAAAGACUCAAAUAAAAAUAAUGCGUGUAAAAACGUUACAACGUUUGUAAACCCCAAUGGAAAUGAUAAAAAAAGGGACAGUCUAAUUCCUAUUCAUGCAAAUUUAAAUGGAAAUAUUAAAAAAUAUAAAAAAGAAAGCAUUAUGUCAAAUAUAAACAAGGAAAUACCAAAUGAGGAAUUUACUAACUUUAUAAAGAAAUCAACUAAUGCUCAAGGAAAGCAAUUCACACCACAUCUACAAUGUUUGGGGUGCGUAGAAUCAUAUACAGAAAGCACAGAAAGAAAAUGUAAUAACAACAAAGAUCUCAAUAAGCGUAAUGUAGAUAUAAAAAAUGAGGUUAGGAUAAAAAAGUGUCCACCAGUUUACAACGAUUUAGUGACUAGCAAAGUUGAAACAAUUGCAAGUUUCCCAUCCAUUGAUGAUAAUGAUAAUUCGAAAUGUAGAAAUAGAAAUGAUAUCAUAAAAUGUAACUUGGAUAUAUGGUGUAAUGAAAGGUUUGAUAAUAACUACAAGUUGGAUUUAGCUCAACCUCUGAACUUUCCAAAGGGGGUUAAGGAGUUGAAUGGAUUUAACAUCAAAAAAAAUACCGCUAAACAUGGUAAUGAGAAGAGAAAGAAGGGAAAAAAGUUGAAUGUUAAGAAAAAUCACAACAAUUUAAAAAGCAAUAGUAAUGAACAUUUUAGCGACACAAUUCAGUGUGACAUAGAAAACAAUUAUUCGAACAUUCAAAAUAUUGGUGGUAGUAUAUUAGUAGGAACAAAGAGAAAUAAGGAGAUAAAAACAGAAAGAAAUAGAGAGAAAAAUAAAAGACACAAUUCAGACAAAAUCGAAUUAGGAUCUAGUAACACACAUAAAUCGUUAAAUAGCAAACAUAGGAAAGAUUUUAAUAUGAAUAGCAAACAUAUUUGUAAGUCUUCAAUAAUAUUUUCUUAUACAAAUAAUGUGUAUAUAAAUACAAACAAUAAUGAUCAAAUAGUGCACGAAAAAAAAACUUCCCAUUCUAAUGAUAUAUUAGAAAAAAGGAAAAAGUUUAGUAAUCAUUCGAGGAAAAAAACAAUGUUGAAUGGGCAGUCAAAAAAAAAGGUAUUCAGAAAAAACAAAAUAAAAUUGAAGAAAUAUUCCACAGAAUCAUUCGAAACAGACGGAGACGAGAGUUUCCUAAAUGAAAAGAAAAAAUUAGAGCAUGAAAAAUUGGAAAGCAAAACGAACACUGAUCAUUUAGAAAGGGGCUACCUAGAAAGGGAAAAGAAGAAAAAGAAAAAUUUAUUGAUGGAGGACAUAAUCGAACAUUCUGAAUGUUACACGCACAAGAAAAACAGUCGAAUGUACGAACGAAAAAAUCAAGUCUUAAUGACAAGCACUAUGGAUGAUAGCAACACAAGUGAUAAUUUGAAGUACAAUUACAAAGACGAUCACGGGGAUGAUUGCAAAAAAUAUAAGAAAUAUUGGUCCAAUGGUCGCAAAAAAAGGAACGGAAUAAAAAUGGAAAAAAGACGUUUAAAUAUGUUCCACAUUUCCAAGGAACGUUUUCAUUUACAAAGGAACGCUUUUUCACAAAGGGGGCAAAGUGAUGAAGAAAACAGGAAAUUACAUACAAAACAUCGUUCUUAUAAGAACAUAAAUAAUUAUGAAAAUAAGGAAUAUGUUUCUAGUGAUAAAUGCAAAGAGAUACACACAAAUAUUGCAGAAUGGAAUAUAAAGAACAUUGUGAGCACCAAAUUGACACCUAAAAGAGUUAUAGAAAAUAAGGAAAAUUAUCAACAUACCAUAAAAAGAGAAUCCAUCAUGAGUGAUUGUUAUGUAUCUCAUCAUGGAAAUUUAGAAAAUAGAGAAAAUAUAAAAUAUAACUUAUUCUAUCCUACAGAUAAACACAACAAUGACAGAGUAAAUGGCAUUCAAAUGAAUGGCAUAGGUGACAAUGAAUUUUGCGAAAUUGUUUCUGUAGACACAACUCAGAAGUAUGAAAAAGACAAAAAUUUAAACUCGGUGACAUUGUCCCAUAAUUAUUACAUGAACAGAGGAAAACGUUACUCAAAUUUUUGUAACGAAAUGAAUAAUUUUAAUUAUUCUGCGAUCGAAGAGGAUUAUUGUGAUGAAAUUGAUAAAAAGUAUCUCUAUCCAUUUUGCGAAGAAACGUAUACAGGUGAAAAUUUUAGAAGAAUAAUCGACUCCCUUAAGGAGAACAUCACAUCGGACAAUAAUAACAGUUCCAUCUACCUGAAAUUUCAAAAAUCUGAACAAAAUAGUAAAAAAUUGUUAUCUGAUGUUUUAUUAUAUACUAAACCACUUUCUAGCGGCAUGAAGAUCGAACCUAGAGGUAAAUUACCUUUAAAAAGACGUGAAUAUGUCUGUAAACAUAUUUGCAGAAUAUUAAAAAAGGAAAAGUGGGACACUGAAGCUGAAGGUAUGUUAAAUUUCUUUCUGAAGUACGUGAAUCUAAAUGGGAGAUGCAAUAAAUUUGGAAAAAUAAAAAUUAGAAAUAAUGUAAAAAGGGUUAAAAAAGAAAUUCGAAAGAGUGAUAGAAGGAAUAGGGGAAAUGUCAUCAUAGAGGGAAGGAAAUUGGAGGAACAAAAUACCCAAGUAGUAAAUAAUGGAAAAGGAGUAGACGAAUUGGAAAAGAUUUAUUUAGACCAAGUUCCAAAAAGUCUACCGCUAACUAUGCUAAUAAUAAGAAACUAUAAGGAAAAUGCAAGAGAUGCAGAUAAAAAUGUAAAAGUAAGAUACCAGGUAGAAUUAACGGAUGUAAAAAACCCCAAGAAGUUGAAAGGUGCAAUGGAGAAGGAGACAAAUUUAUUUUCAAGAAUUGAAAAGAUAUAUAAUUUCUGUGAUUUAGAUGGAACAGUAGAUGAUGAAGCAUACGACAACAAUAUAGUAAAUAGGUAUAUUCCAUUCCCUAACAUGGGAAAAAGUUGUUCAAAGGAGCGUCAUAAAAAUGAAUUAACUACUUUUAAUUACACAUCGGAGAAGGAAGAGCAGAGAGCUUUUUUCUAUGAAAAUACAAAUCCUAACAAUUUGAAAAGUAGACAUUUGAGCAAAAAUAAUUUGACGCUUUAUAAUGAGCCUCUAAGUAUUACUAAAAAGAGGGGGGUAAAUAAGAAAGUUCUUACCUUUGGUAAUGUGUCCAAUUUGCCUAAAUGUAAUAUUAUUGUAAAUAAUAAUUCGCUUAAACCUAAUGGAGCUAAAGAAACGUUUAUAAAAAAAAUUGUGCCCUUAAAAAAAACAAAACAUAGUAUACCUUUCAUUUUUAAUAAAAAGAUUUCAAUGAAUACUUGUUUUAAGAAAAUUUCACCCUUUCUACACAAAUCACUCGAACGAAGAACAAGCGGAAUUAACACAUCCAAUGUAGUUUCUGUAAAAACAAAAAUUGCAUUAAAAGAUGAUUAUCCAAAUCGUAAGGAAGCAAAAUGGGAAAGUGGUAACUAUGCGACAAAAUUAAAGUCAUAUUUUGCAAAUAUUAGAAAUUCCAGGGAAGUUGAGAAAAUAAAGGAAACUCCUUCACAGCACGAACAAGAAAGGGGGAGCACAGAAGACACUAAAUUGGUAAGUUAUCUAUCGAAGAGUUUUGUCAUUAAAAUUCCAGGUGACAUAAAAAAGGAGCAGAUUAUUGUAAAAAGUUUUCCUUUAUUAGCUGUUGAAGAAUUCAAAAUGACUAAGGGAGAAAAUUGGGAUAAUAAUCACAAAACGGAGGUGUAUCAGUAUAAGCAAUUAAAAAGUUCAUUAAAAAGGAACUUUAAAAAAAUUGGAAGUAAGAAAAACGAAGAUUUUAAGCGCAGUAGUGGACAUUCGAAUGAUAAAUUGGAUCCUCUAAGUCGUGAAGAAAUUGGCAACAAAAACUGCAAUGACAAUAUAAACGAGGAAAAUGGGGAAAUGAAAAUUUAUAAAAAUAGAACCUUGUUCUGGAAAAGGGGCCAUUCCCUGAAUUCCUUUCUGCACACAAAUGAUAUGGAAGAAUGUGAUCUUAAGGAGAAUAGACACAGAAAAGAAAUUAUUAACACGAAUAAGGAACCUAAUGCGAAAAAGAGAAACUAUUACGAUAAUCUUAGUGAUAGCUGUAAGAUGGAUAAGAAAAAUUGCGAAACAUUCAAAAAUAAUUCUCAUUGGAGCGAUGAAAAAAGAGGUUUAAUGAAGAAAGUUCCUAUAAAGGAAGAAGAAACAUAUAGGAAUAAAACGAAGGAGAGCUCUAAUGUGUUUUGUGAAGUGGAAAAGGAAAAUAAAUCAAUAAGUAGGAGAGUUAUUACACAAAAAAAAGAAACAAAUGGGGAACUUCUAAGUACUGAAUAUAAAAAGGAAAAUACAAAAAUAAAAAAGGAGAGCUAUAUAGACAGAAAAAAUGAAAUAUCGUUUGAAAAUUUUCAUCCUAAUGUGAUAAAACGAUUUCACAAAUUUACUAAUAAGAACAUGGCGGGAAUAAAUAAAGGAGAAAAGGAUUGGGAAAACAGGAGGGAAAAAGGAAAACAAAAACUGGAAAUCGAGGAUUCCUCUUACAUAUGGCAUAGAAGCCGUGCAACAGUGCAAAAAAUGACAAAUACUUCAAGGGGAGGAAAUAAUCUUAGACACAAAUCUGAAGAAGUAGCGGAUGAGAAAAAAUCACAUUCAAUGAUUAAAAAUGGGAAUAAAAAAAAGUGGAAUUUCAAUUGUGACUUACUAUUAAAGAACAACAUUAUAAUGAACAAGGAUAAUAACAUUGAAAGCUCUAUAGGGAGUUGUAGGAAAUACUCAAAUUGGAGUCUUAGACAAAAUGAUGAGAAAAACAGAGUAAAUUUUGAGAAAGAAAUUAAGGAAAAUGAUACCCAGGACUAUGUGGCAUCAAGGGAUUCUUUAAAACAGCAUCGAAUAAAUAAACUCAAAAAAAUGGGAAAUAAAAAUGAAAAUAUGUUAUAUUCCCCAAGUGAGAAAAGAUAUAUUACAAUUUGCUCCAGGAAAGAAGUAACUGAGGAAGAGAACAAAUCCAACAACACGAUGGGAUUAAUGGGACGAGACAGAAUUAAUCGUAGUAAUCGAAGGAAGUCAUACGAUCACUACACAAGAAGGUGUUUGUUCACGGAUAAAAAUUCAGAGACAGAAUCGAAUCAAUCAAUUUUAAAGCGUGAAAAAUAUACAAAGAAAAAUUCUCAUUAUGUGGAUUUAAGGAACAUAGAAUGCUCCAAGAGCACCCUAGAAUUUUUUCUUGAAAAAAAAUAUCUUAAAAAGAAUAUUUCUAGUGAAGAAAUGGAUACUACUAGAAAGCAGGAAAAAAAAAAAAAAAAAAAAAAAAAAGAUCUUUCAUUUUUUUGCAACCCAUCCGAAUUGUCUACACAGUCAAAAGAGGAAAAACAGUUUGUGACAAAAAAAAUGGAAGUCCACAAAAAAAUAUUAAAAAAGAAAAAAGAAAUUUCGAAGAAAGAACCAGAAAUAUACUAUUUCUCAAUUAUGAAUAGCCGUGAGGACAACAAAAAAGAUUUAUUCCCUUCUCCGCAAAAAUUAUUUAUUGAAAAGAAGAAAGACAGAAGAAAACAAAAGAUUUGUUCAGAUAAGUCAAUUGCAACUGAUACUUCUUCAUACACACAUGUUGCAGAAAAAAGGGAAGCUUUAAAAUUUUAUGAAAUUAAAAAAACAAAAACAUCACGCAUAUUGGAUGUAAAUGAAAAAAAAAAAAAAAAAAAAAAUUUUAAUAAUUAUCCCAUAACACAUAAAAACAAAGAAAAACAAUAUAAAAGACCAAGUAAUAUUCAAACGAGCAAAAGCAGCUUCAGUUACAAAUUAAAAAAUAUUGUUCGUGUAAAACGAAAUCUAUAUUUAUCUGCAAACGACGUAGUAACAGACUGGUCUACCGAUUUUGAAAAAUUACGAAAGAUGGAUUGUAGCUUGGAGGAACAAGGGAACGAAAGUUUUCCUGACGAACAGAGUGAACAGGUUGACGAAAAUGUUAGCAAACAAAUGGAUGAGAAAAAUGACCAAAAUAUUGAUAAAGCAGAUGAAGAACAAAUGCGUGAAAAAGUUCAUCAACCAGUUGGAGAACAAAUGGAUGUAGGAACACUCGUGAACAUACCAAACAAGGCACUAAGGAAAAAUCCAAAACUGAGACACUAUUUCUUAACCAUUAAAGUAAACAUAAUAACGGUGUUUCUACAUAAUUCCUAUGUUAGAAGAAUAAACAUGAAUGAUAGUUAUAACAUAAAGCUGAGCAUUUAUUCAUCAAGUGAUAUAAAGACAAUAGAAAAUAAUUGCAAGAUUGAAACUUUUCCAUGCUAUUUUACUUCUCAUACAAAUGGUAUAGGAUUAAGUUCUGAUGCGUUCAAAAAAUUUGAUAUAAUAUGUGAAAGGGAACCGAAACAAUUCUUCAAAUUGGUUGUAUCUUGUCGACGGGAAAAAUCUUUGCUGAAAAAGGAGCUAAUGCGAAUAUACAGCAGAAUCUUUGAAGCGCCUAUAGAAUUAGAAACCUACUCUUUAAGCAAGAACAAGAAGUAUGCCUUUGAAACGGAUGGUUCAAAGGACGAGUUGUUUGAAAUGAAUGGUAAUAUUAUAAUGGGUACGCUUUGA
Molecule: messenger RNA, 7128 nt
Organism: Plasmodium gonderi
Lineage: Eukaryota; Apicomplexa; Aconoidasida; Haemosporida; Plasmodiidae
Exons: 8
Coding region: 1-7128 (2375 amino acids)
Source: RefSeq, a predicted model, not a curated record